CCCCUCCAAAUCAUUUGAUUCAGGUGUUUCAAUCACCUCCAUGGCCACAAGAGUAUAAAAUCAAGCACCCAGGCAUGCAGACUGCUUCUACUAACAUUUGUGAAAGAAUGGGACGCUUUCAGGAGCUCAGUGAAUUCAAGCGUGGUACUGUGAUAGGUUGUCACCUGUGCAAUAAGUCCAUCUGUGAAAAUUCCUUGCUACUAAAUAUUCCACAGUUAACUGUCAGUGGUAAUAUGACAAAGUGGAAGCAACUGGGAACAACAGCAACCCAGCCA
Messenger RNA from Staurois parvus, 275 nucleotides. Lineage: Eukaryota; Metazoa; Chordata; Amphibia; Anura; Ranidae. The record is from the annotation of a GenBank genome assembly.